Molecule: messenger RNA, 9101 nt
Organism: Sturnus vulgaris (Common starling)
Lineage: Eukaryota; Metazoa; Chordata; Aves; Passeriformes; Sturnidae
Source: RefSeq, a predicted model, not a curated record
UUUUGGAAAAGGCAGUGGGGAGACAAAGUCAUGCCCAGGAAAUUAUUUUUAACUCGGUGUUGAAAUUUUGCUCUGGUGAUCUGUUUAUUGUGCUGUCAGUGCUUCUCCGUAUUUAUCAUCUCAGGUGUGGCAGAAAUGAAAUUUGGGUGAUUUUUUUUUUGUAACUCUUUGCAUGUUUGAAUUUCCCAGGAGGUUCCACCUUGCUAUGAGAAGCCAAGAUGGAUCCAGAAGAGCAGGAUUUACUUGGGGAUUACAGAUACAGGAAUUAUUCUUCAGCAAUUGAGAAAGCUUUGAGGAACUUUGAAUCAUCCAGUGAAUGGGCAGAUCUGAUCUCUUCCCUUGGCAAACUCAAUAAGGCUCUGCAGAGUAACCUGAAAUAUUCCCUGCUGCCCAGAAGAUUGAUCAUCAGUAAAAGAUUAUCCCAGUGCUUGCACCCAGCCCUGCCCAGUGGGGUUCACUUAAAGGCUUUAGAAACCUAUGAAAUCAUCUUUAAAAUCAUUGGCACAAAAUGGCUUGCCAAGGAUUUAUUCUUGUACAGCUCUGGUUUGUUCCCUCUGCUGGCAAAUGCAGCAAUGUCAGUGAGACCUGUUCUCCUUGGCCUGUAUGAGAAAUAUUUUCUCCCUCUCCAAAAAUCCCUCCUGCCUGGUCUCCAGGCCUUUGUAAUUGGGCUGCUGCCUGGCUUGGAAGAAGGAUCAGAAAUUUAUGACAGAACAGAUGCUCUGCUGGUGAAGCUGUCCCUGCUGAUGGGCCAGGAGGUUUUUUAUGGAGCUCUCUGGGGCAGUGUCCUGGGCAGCCCCUCCAUCAGGCUCCCUGCUUCCCUCUUCGUGGUCAGCCACAUCAACAGGGAACUCUCUGGCAAACAGCAGAAAUUCAUGCUGGGCACUGAUCAUAAACUCACAAUAAAGUCUUUGUGUGUGUCAGUGCUGGAUUCCAAUGUCCUUGUGCAGAGGAACACUCUGGAAGCAAUCCUCUUCUUUUUCCCAUUUUAUACAGCUUUGGACUGCAAGGAAAGCACCAUCCUGCUGAGAAGGGCUGAUCUGGUUUAUAUCCUGUCAGCAGCCACCCAGACACUGCUGAGGAGAGACAUGUCCCUCAACAGGAGAUUGUAUGCAUGGCUGCUAGGCUCUGAUAUUAAAGGUGGCACUUUUGCUCCAGACUCCACCACUUCUGAAGACCAUGCAGUUUAUUUCUUUGGAAAAUACUCUAAAGAUCUUUUGGUUGAGAGUUUGAUUGUGAUUCUGCAUCAGAAAUUCCCUGAGUGUGACCCAGAGGAGCAGCACCAGGCUUAUCUCAAACCCUUCAGGAUCCUCAUCAGCCUCCUGGACAAACCUGAAAUAGGGCCACAGGUUGUUGGGGAUCUGUUCCUGGAAGUUCUUAGAGCUUUUUAUUCCUACUGCAAAGACACCCUGGGUUCUGAUCUCAAACUCAGCUACAAUCAAAGUGGCAACACCCUGGCAAGUGCAAUCAAAGAGAACAAAAAUGCUUCAGAAAUUGUCAAAACAGUGAAUUUGUUGAUCACAUCCUUAAGCACUGAUUUCCUCUGGGAUUACCUGACCAAGUGCUUUGAAGAUUGUUUCAGAAACAAAUCCACAGGGAUGAGGUAUCCUCUGGAAAAUGUGAGCACUCCUCCUACCAUUUCAGAGCUGUGCACACUUCUGGUGUUCCUGCUGGAUGUCAUUCCUUUGGAGCUCUACUCAGAAGUGCAGACUCAGUACCUGCCCCAGAUGCUCAGUUACAUGGUGCAGUCUCUCCUGGAAAACAUGGAAGUGUUGGGACUGCCAGAACUCACUCAUGCCUUAAAAACCUGUUUUAAGGUGCUCAGCAAGGUGCAAAUGCCCCCUUCCUACCUGGACAUGGAGACAGGGAGUGGCAAUGGGAGCCCGGUGCCAAAGGAAGAUGUGGACGUGACCCUGGAGACCAAAUCUGUGCUGCAGGAUGAGGAGGAGGCUCCAUUCCCUCCCCUCAAGUCAGAGGACAGUGGCAUUGGCCUGAGUGCCUCCUCCCCAGAGCUGUCCCAGCACCUGGGGGUGCCCACAGUGACCCUGGAGAGAGAUGAUGUCUGGAAAAAAGGAGGGAGCAUCCAAAAAACUCUGGAUUGCAUCCAGGAGCUGGUUGCCAAGUUUGCCAGCAAAUACAUUUUUGGGGUGCAGCUCCAAGAAAUGAGUCCUGAAGGAAUUGCAGCUAUAAAUCUGAGUGGGAAAGAGAAAAAGGAGAAUGGCUACAGGUUACCUGAGAGUGGCAACAAGAAAAAGAGUCCGUGGGAUGCCAAACAAAUCACGGUGCCUCAGGUCAAGCAGAUGCUCUCAGAGCUGUUCUCAGCCCGGGGCUCGCCCUUCAGGAGCAAGAAUUCCUCUCCUGUCCUCUCUGAACAAAGCUCUGGUCACAAAAAGGAGAAGGAGGAGGAGGAGUGGGACUUGGAGCUGGUGUUGGGACCCCUCAGAGGUGACUGCAAAGAAGCUUUUUCUGCAGCCUGUCACCUGCUGCUGGACUGCACCACGUUCCCAGUGUACCUGUCCGAGGAGGAGAUGGAACAGUUGUACCUCUCUCUGUUUCAGGGGCCUGGAGGUGAUCCCAGCUUGCCUCUGUGGCUGAGGUCCCUGAUGACAAUCUGCUGCUGUGUCAAUGACUGCUACGUGCAGAACGUCUCCAUCUUCACCCUCCUCGAGGUCAUCAACCACUCCCAGUCCCUGGCACUGGUGAUUGAGGACAGGAUGAAGAGGUACAAAGUGUCUGGCCACAACCCUUUCCUUGGCAAGCUGCAGAUGGUCACCCUUCCUCCCAUUGCUCCUGCAGUCCUGAAGAUGAUCUCAGAGAAGACAGAUUUCUACCAGAGAGUUGCCUGUGUGCUCUGGAAUCAGCUGAACAAGGAGACUCGAGAGCACCACAUUGCCUGUGUGGAAUUGUUCUACAGACUUCACUGCCUGGCUCCCUCAGCAAAUAUCUGUGAGGACAUCAUCUGCCAGGCCCUCCUGCAUCGGGAUAAAGGGACAAGGCUGGAAGCUCUGUUCAGAUUCUCUGUCAUGUGGCACCUGACCAGAGAGAUCCAAGGCAGCAGAGUGACUUCUCACAAUCGAUCCUUUGACAGGUCGCUGUUCGUGGUGCUGGACAGCCUGACGUGCUCGGACGGGGCCAUCGGGGCGGCGGCUCAGGGCUGGCUCAUCCGGGCACUGUCCCUGAGCGACGUGGCUCGGAUCCUGGAGCCCGUGCUGCUGCUGCUGCUGCACCCCCGCACCCAGCGCACCUCCAUCACCUACAUCAAGCACAGCUCCUCCCCAGACUAUGUUCGUGAGUGGCUUUGCAAGAAAAAGACCCUGAAGGAGUCUGGCAUCUCUGAGAGCAAUUCUGAGGAAAACCUUCCCUUGAGCCAGUUCACAACCGUGGACAGAGAAGCAAUUUGGGCAGAAGUGGAAAACGAUCCAGAGAAAGCAGAGCUGAAAGCUGAGCAGGCUGAAAACGACGGAUCUGAGCAGGACACCAGCGAGCACACAGAGUCUGCAGACACCAGCACAGGCCACGACAGUGACAACACCUCCUCCUUCUCCCCUUCCCUGGAGCUGCAGGAGGUGAGCACCGAGGACAGGGACGAUGGCAGAGAGGCCCCAAGGCACGGGAAUUCCCUCAGCGCCUCCCUGUCCGAGAGCUCCAAAUCCAGCGCGGGGCCCAACCUCGUCAGGGCCGACUCGGAGAGGACUCAGGCCUCGGAAUCUCUGUCCAGUGACGAGGAGGUGGACCUGGAGCUGCAGGAAAUCGCCCAGUGCAGGCUGCUGAAGCAGCAGAAGGAGAAGCAGGAGCUGGCAGAGGCUCUGUUCAAGCACAUGCUGCUGUACCUGCAGCCCUACGACUCCCGGCGCGUCCUCUACGCCUUCUCCGUGCUGGAGGCCGUGCUCAAAACCAACCCCAAGGAAUUCAUCGAGGCCGUGGCCACCACCAGCAUGGACACCAGCUCCACAGCUCACCUCAACCUCAUCUACAACCUCCUGGCUCGCCACCAGGAAGCUCUGGUGGGGCAGAGCUUUUAUGGGAAGCUGCAGCCUCAGUCGCCCACGGUGUGUCCUCACUCGGUGCUCAUCGAGCUGCUCACCUACCUGUGCCUGAGCUUCCUGCGCUCCUACUACCCCUGCUGCCUGCAGCUCAGCCACAGGGACCUGCUGGCCAACAGGGACGUGCAGGUGAAGAGCGUGGAGGUGCUCAUCAGGAUGAUGGCCCAGCUGGCCAGCACGGCCAAGGCGGCCGAGCCCAAGAGCGUGGAGUUCAUCCGUGAGCUGCUGGGCAGGUGCAAAGUGCAGGAGUUCGUGCUGCUCUCGCUCUCGGCCUCCAUGUACAUCAGCCACAAACGCUACGAGCUGCUCGUGGCUGAUGGGGCCAAGCACAGCCCUGAGGAGGAGGAGCUCCUCGAGGAGAACCUGAUCAAUUUUGGUCACGAUCAGAUCUGGAGCGAGCACCCGCUGCAGAUUGAGCUGCUGAAGCUGCUGCAGGUGCUGAUUGUCUUGGAGCACCACCUAGGCCAGAGCCCUGAGGAGCAGGAGAACCAGGCAGACCUCUCCAAGGAGUGGCAGCAGGCUCUCAACUUCCAGCAGGCCAUUGGGGCCAUGCAGUACGUGUACCCACACCCCAUCACUUCCCAGGGACUCUUUGUCUCUGCCGUGGUCAGGGGGCUCCAGCCAGAGUAUGGCCAUGGGAUGCAUCCCACGUGGGUGAGCUUGGUCACCAGCUCCCUGCCCUAUUUUGGGAAGUCCUUAGGUUGGACGGUGGCACCGUUUGUGGUGCAGAUCUGUAAAAACCUGGAUGAGCUCGUCAAGCAGUAUGAAAAUGAAGUUGUCAAGACGUCUGCUAAAACAUCUGCCAGCUUCACUUCUAAAAGAGAAAAUGUGACUCCUGAUUACCCCCUCACCCUUCUGGAAGGGCUGACAACCAUCGGGCACUUCUGCCUUCUGGAUCAUCCCAGUCCAACAAAAAAGUCAUCCUAUUCAGCUGAACCUGCCAACCUGAGGAAUGCCAGGAAUGCCAUCCUGGAGGAGCUGCCCCGAAUUGUGAACACCAUGAGCCUCCUCUGGAGUGUCAUUAAGAGGGAAGACUCCCAAAAAAGACCAACUGACUUCUUUGGGACAACUAAAGGCUCCUCUUCAGUCUACUUUAAAGCAACCAAAACGCUAAGAACAAAAAUAUUGGAUUUUCUGAAUCCCUUGACAGCACACCUUGGAAUCCAACUGAUGGCAGCAAUUGCAGCAGUUUGGAACAGCAAAAAACCUCACAGGAGUCACAGUAAAACCAAGAUUCUCCCAGUGGCCAGUGCAUCCCAACUUAUUCUCGUGGACUUAAUUUGUGCCCUGAACACAUUGAAAAUUGACACCAUAUUAUAUCUGGUCAAAGAGGUGGUCAAGAAACCAGCACAAAUCAAGAGGGAAGAGAAAUCCUCUCUCGUGGAUAUCCCAGUGCUGCAGUUCAGUUAUGCUUUCAUUCAGAGACUCCCUGUCCCAGCCCUGCAGGAGAACUUCCAGCCCUUAUUAGGGCUCCUCAGAGAAUCUGUGCAGCUGAACUUGGCUCCUCCUGGCCACUUCCUUCUCCUCAGCAUCCUAAAUGACUUUGUGACAAGGACACCCACCCUGGAAAACAAAAAGGACCAGAAAGACCUGCAGGAGGUGACCCAAAAAAUCCUGGAGGCUGUGGGGACCAUUGCUGGUUCUUCCCUGGAACAGACCAGUUGGCUGAGCAGAAAUUUGGAAGUGAAAGCUCAACCUCAGAUUUUACCAGAUGAAUUCAAUGUGGAGGAUGUGAAUGAUACAACAGUGGCACCAUCUUCAAUGGUUUCUGCCUCUGCUCCUUCAAUCUACAGUGUCCAAGCCCUUUCUCUCCUUGCAGAGGUGCUGGCCUCCCUGCUGGACGUGGUUUACCGCAGUGAUGAGAAGGAGAAGGCCGUGCCCCUCAUCUCCCGCCUGCUCUACUUCGUGUUCCCCUACCUGAGGAACCACAGUGCCUACAACAUUCCCAGUUUCCGUGCUGGUGCUCAGCUGCUCAGCUCCCUGAGUGGAUACGCCUACACCAAGAGAGCCUGGAAAAAAGAAGUGCUGGAAUUGUACAUGGAUCCAUCUUUUUUCCAGAUGGACACUUCCUGCACCCACUGGAGAUCCAUCAUUGACCAUCUCCUCACACAUGAGAAAACCAUGUUUAAGGAUUUGAUGACCAUGCAGAGCAGUGCCCUGAAGCUGUACCCCAGCUUUGAGCAGAAGGCGAUGCUGCUGAAGCGCCAGGCGUUCGCUGUCUUCAGCGGGGAGCUCGACCAGUACCACCUGUACCUGCCCCUGAUCCAAGAACGUCUGACUGAGAAUCUCCGUGUGGGUCAGACCUCUUUGGUGGCUGCCCAGAUGUUUCUCUUCUUUAGAGUUCUUUUAUUGAGGAUUUCCCCUCAACAUCUCACCUCCCUGUGGCCAAUCAUGGUCACAGAACUGAUCCAGACAUUUCUACAGCUGGAGGAAGAUUUAACUGAGGAAGAGGAACCAGCAAAGAGCAACAGCAAAAUCAGCAAAGGCAAAAGCUCAGGGGAUGGCAGUGGGGCUGAAAUCCAGCCCAACGAGCUGUGCCUGUACCUGGCAGCCUGCAAAUUCCUGGACACAGCCCUUUCCUUCCCCCCUGACAGGAUGCAGCUCUUCCAAAUGUACAAAUGGGCCUUUGUACCAGAGGUGGACACAGAAUCUUCUCCUGUCACCUCUCACCUGGUGGAAAAUCACCAGGAAUGCCAACCACACAUCGUGAGGAUCAUGGAUCUGCUCAAGAUGAAAUAUGGGAUUUUCAGCUGCAUAUUUUGGGAUUUCUCCCUGCUGUUGCAGAGUGUUCUUCAAUUAUUCAGGAGCUGGUGGGGGGGAAAAAAAAGGGCAGUUUGGUGGGAAUUUCUCAGAAUUCCUGUGUUUUAUUUGUUUUCCAUGAGGAUUAAAGACAUUUUGUAAAUAAGGGAAGAAUAUUUUGGAUUUGAUGCAAGUAGCAGCUGCCCUGGGAUUUCUCCAGUAUUUUAAAGUGCUUUUGGACCUGUGUCCUGAAGGCAAAUUGAAGGCAAAUCCAAUGUUGCAUGUCAGUGUACAAUCAGUUUGCAGUGAGUCAUUUCCUGAGGUGAAAGCCCCUUAAUUUGGCCCAAAUUGAUCAAAUUCUGAACAAAUCCUCCAAAUUCCUCACAGAUGGAUUUUCUAAAUCUCAGCCUUGUGCAAAGAGCUGCAGCUUUGCCCUGGCUGUAAUUUCAGCUCUGUGCUAGAACAGUAUUCUUCAGGCUCAGCAUUUCCUAAUAAAUCAGAAAUGUGCAUAAAACACAAAGUUAUGCCAGGAGCAUUUUGUAAUUAGCAUUACUUGAGGGGGGGGGGUUGGUUUUAAUUAAUCGAUUAAAAGAUUUGAAUUCAUAUUUUUUAAAUUAAAAGCUUUCAUUCUUUCAGUGACUCAGGUGGCUGCAGCUUCUGAAAUGCAACUAAAUGGAGAUAAUGCUGUAAAAAUAGAAACUGCUUAACUAAAACGAAAAUAAGUUUUUUUACAGAACAUUUUUUUUUUGUACAAAAGAAUGUAUUUGGCUGUUCCUGGAUGGUGAGAGAGGUAGGGGGAUCGUCCCAGUGCUUUUCCUAAAUUAAAAAAGACAUGGGAAAUGUUUGGUUGGGAGUCAGGCAUUUCUUUUUCCCAAACUCCCAUAACAAACGUGGGAGGCUUCUCUGCAUUGGGUUUUAGGUAGAGAUGGAUGAGAUUUUCAUCUUGGAUUUAUAAACUAAAAUAAUGAAACAUCCUUUACUCUCAUACUGGAAUACUGUACAAAAAUAAUACCACAAUAGGCUUGUGCUAAAUGUAUUUAAAUCCUUUUGUAUUUUUACAGUGAAGGAAAGUGGUGGACUGAGGUGUAGUCAUUGAGAAUGGGAAUUAUUUCUAUUCAUAUAAUUUAUUAAUGGUCUCUAAUGCUGUUGGAAUGAGCACAAGUGAAAAGUUACCCUUUGAAAGCAUUACUUGAAUAUUGGAGCAGGCCACUUUUUAAAAUGUUAGUGUUCAUUUCCUGCCUAUCUUCAACAAUUUUUAUGGAUAAUCUGAAUACUCAGGAUGCUUUGGUAUUUUUACUUUCAGUUUCCUGCUGGUUGCAUUUCAUACUUGGGUAUUUCCCUUAAAAAUGCUGAGAAAGGAGAGUAGGGUUAGAUGGGAUGUUGGGAAGGAAUUCCUGGCUGUGAGGGUGAGGAGGGGCUGGGAUGGAAUUCCCAGAGCAGCUGUGGCUGCCCCUGGAUCCCAAGGCCAGGUUGGACAUUGGCACAGUGGGAGGUGUCCCUGCCAUGGCAAGGGUGGCACUGGAUGGGAUUUAAGGUCCUUUCCAACCCAAACCAUUCCAGGAUUCCAUGAUUCUGUUAUUCCAUGAUUUUAUCAAAUGGCUGUUAAAAUCUAAGACACCUUUUUGCCCCUAAACUGCUUUCAGUGGCCUCAGGCAUUUUAAGGCAUAAUCCUUCCACUUUAGAAGAAAAAGUUCUUUAAAAUACAGUAUCCAAGCAGAUCUUUUAUAAUUUUAAAUAACAUGAAAAAGGAGGGAAGGGCUUUAACUAAAAGUCCUGCUUGAGUGCUGGAGGGGGACAGUUCCACAGGCCCAAAGGGGAAUAUUUUAUUCUUUUAUUCCAUAAUUUUAUUACUUUUCCAUGUGGGACUAACUGUGAUGGUUUUCUCCUUAUGCUCCCACUGAUAAAUCCACUGAGGAACCACUGAGGGCUGUUCUGCUCUAAACUGCUCUUACCAAAGCAGAACAACCUCACUGUCCAUGAAUCUGGAAAUGUUUUUGCCUGGAACUCCAGACAUUUUCUCCUUUUCCAGGAGAGGAAAUGCUUUUGCUUUGCAGUGUUUUUGCUUUUCAGUCUAACCAAGCUCAGCUUUAUCUUGGACACUUCAGCUCCAAUACAGCAGAGCCACAGUGCACAGAGGGAGACACUGAAAUAUUCCAAAGGAUUUCAUUUUCCUGAAAGAAAAAAUUAGGAGGUGCAACCAAGGGAAACUGCUGAAGAGCAGCAGGACUUGAAGUGUAGAGCAUUAAGUGAUGAUUGUGUAUCCCAUACAUGAAUGUAAUUCUUCUAAUAAUAUUAAAUGUUAUUUUGCAAUACCUUUUCAAA